CCCCCAGAAUCAAACCAUUUUGAUACGACUAAGUAGCCUACUACUGAAGCAAGCUGGUUGAUUCAAAAGCGACGUGCUCCUUUGGAAACUUGCUAUGAUAAUAGAUACGUGAUUUCCCGUUUCGCAUAGCUGAUGGUACAGAUGUGAUGGACUGCUUUCUACAGGAAAUCGGUGAAACUCGGUCAGACUGAUAAACAAUCGGGAUUGCCGCGAGGACAGCUGCGUUUCAACUCCAGUUCUACAUCUUUCCCGAUCGGAUAAUGACACAGAAAUUGUUCUCUUCUGUCUGAGUUUGCAGGGUGGAAGGAGCCACCAUGGAGGCCACAAACAUCCUGCCCAUUCUGAAGAAGAGACUGGCCUUUCUGUCAGGGGGCAAGGACAGAAGGAGUGGUCUGAUUCUCACCAUCCCACUAUGUACAGAGCAGACCAGCAUGGAGGAGCUCAGCUCUACACUGGACUACCUCCUCAGCAUCCCCAGUGACAAAUGCAAGGCCAGAGGCUUCACUGUCAUUGUGGAUGGGCGCAAGUCACAGUGGAAUAUUGUCAAGACAGUUGUGCUCAUGCUGCAGAACGUGAUCCCAGCAGAGGUGUCGCUGGUAUGUGUGGUGAAGCCGGAUGAAUUCUGGGACAAGAAGGUCACCCACUUCUGUUUCUGGAAGGAGAAGGACAGACUGGGCUUCGAGGUGAUCCUGGUGUCGGCCAAUAAGCUAACACGCUACAUUGAGCCGUGUCAGCUGACUGAUGAGUUUGGAGGCAGUCUGGUGUACGACCAUGUGGACUGGGUCAACAAGAGGCUGGUGUUUGAGAAGUUUACCAAGGAGUCCACCUCACUUCUGGAUGAACUUUCUGUGAUCAACGAGAGUGAGAAAGCCUGCCAGGUUGACAAAGACAGACCUCCAGAUUGUAACUUCCUACCAUCAUUGGAUCCUGAAACAGUUCUGCAGACUGGUCAUGAGCUGCUGUCGGAGCUGCAGCAGCGCCGCUUCAACGGGUCGGAGGGCGGUGGAGGAGGAGGAGGAGGCCCGGCCUGGUCUCCCAUGGACGAGGAGCUGCUGGCCCAGCCCCAGGUCAUGAAGCUGCUGGACUCCCUGAGGGAGCAGUACACCCGCUACCAGGAGGUCUGCCGCCAGCGCAGCAAACGCAACCAGCUAGAGGAGAUCCAGACCAAGGUCAUGCAGGUGGUGAACUGGCUGGAGGGCCCAGGCCUGGAGCAGCUGAGGACUCACUGGGCCAUAGGAGACUCCAUCAGGGCCUCCCAGGCUCUCCAGCAGAAACACGAGGAGAUAGAGAGCCAGCACAGCGAGUGGUUCGCCGUGUACGUGGAGCUGAACCAGCAGAUCGCCGCCCUGCUGAGCGCGGGCGACGAGGAGGACCUGGCAGAGCUGAAGGGCCUGCAGCAGCAGCUCAGCGACGUGUGCUACAGGCAGGCCAGCCAGCUGGAGGCCCGGCAGAACGUCCUGCAGUCGGCCCACGACUUCCACGGCACCGCGCAGGACCUGUCCCAGCAGCUGGACGGCCUGCUGGGCAUGCUCUGUGCGGACGUGGCGCCGGCAGACGGAGCGGCCAUCCAGCAGACGCUCAAACACCUGGAGGAGAAGCUGAAGAGCGUCGAGGGUGCCCUGCAGGUGCUGAGAGAGAAGGGCCAGGCGCUGAUGGACCAGAUGUCUACCCAGACCUCCUGGUCGUACGGCAAGGAGGACGUCCCUGUGGAGAACAAGGAGAACGUCGACCACAUCCAGAGUGUCAUGGAGGACAUGCAGCUCCGCAAGCAAAGGUGUGAGGACAUGGUAGAUGUCAGGAGACUGAAGAUGCUUCAGAUGGUCCAGCUGUUCAAGUGUGAGGAGGACGCCGCUCAGGCGGUGGAGUGGCUCGGGGAGCUACUGGACGCCCUCCUGAAGACCCACAUCAGGCUGGGCGAGGAUGCCCAGGACACCAGGGUCCUGCUGGAGAAACACAAGAAGUUUGUGGACGUGGCUCAGAGUACGUACGACUACGGCCGGCAGCUCCUCCAGGCCACGGUGGUGCUGUGCCAGUCCCUGCGCUGCACCACGCGCUCCUCCGGAGACACGCUGCCACGCCUCAACCGGGUGUGGAAGCAGUUCACCGUCACCUCCGAGGAGAGGCUCCUCCGCCUGGAGAUGGCUGCCUCCUUCUACACCGCCACAGAAAAGGUCCUGAGGGAGGACAGCGAGGAGCAGGUGGAGACAGAGCCCCAGGUGGAGGUAGAGCUGGAGGUCUAUGAGGAGGUGGAGACCGUGGGGAAAGGUCUACUGGACAGACUGACUGUACCGGUCAUCUUCCCAGAUGGGAGUGAGCAGUUCUUUGGCAGUCCUGGAGACAUGGCCUCAUCCGCAGACACCAUCCGUGACAAGAUGAAGCUGGUGGAGGAGAGGAGGCUGCAGCUGCAGCAUGGGGAGGAGCUAGACCAUGAGGGGGAGGAGCUAGACCAUGAGGAGGAGGAGGAGCUGCAGGAGAGUGAGCCGUUGCAGGAAGAGGACCUGGAAAUACUUCCCCAGGACAGCUAAUGGAGCAGUUAUAUGAUCCUCCAGGACAACUAGAAGAUCACCUACAACAUUCUCCCGGAACAGAAAGUGGAGCAACAACGGUAUAACAUCUACAAGGCAACUGGAAGAGCACCUAUAAAAUCCCUCCAGGACAGCUAGUAGAGCAGCUAUAACAUCCUUCCCAGGACAGCUACUAGAGCACCUAUAAGAUCCUGUGCUUGAUAGCUAGUAGAGCACCCACACCCUCUCCCCAGGACAGCUAAUAGAGCACCUAUAACAUCCUCUGCUGGAUAGCUGAUAGAGCACCCACACCCUCUCCCCAGGACAGCUAAUAGAGCACCUAUAACAUCCUUCCUAAGACAGCGAGUAGAGCACCUCUAUAAUCAUCCCAGGACAGUUAGUAAUCAUACAUUUAAUUGCUUUUGGUCAUGCUGGGAAAACCCCUGAUGACUCAGAUCCUGCCACACACACAUUCAACUGCCCCUCCCCUUACGUGCUCCUGCGUGCCUAUCAGUGUGUUUGCUGCUACAUUCUUUCCGCCUCAGUGUUCUUCUGCCUUGCCAAGCCAGAUAACCUUACAGUUAAAGAUAGAACCUCCAGCCAACCUCGCUCGCAAGUCAGGCUGGACUGGCAGCACCUCUUCCCUUAAGGCUUCACCUUGGUUCCAUCUCAGCCUCUCCUUGUUUCCUUCCACCCUCUCCUCUUUCCCACUCCCAAGACGGAAGUGGGAUGAGAUGACCCAGAGUACCUUCUUUCAGAUGGUCCCCUUGAGUCUACUGAGGAUGGGUAGGAGAGAGAACAAGGAAUGAAGAAGAGACUUCAGAGCAGCUUUACAACCGUCUUUUUGGGGAGUUACCAUCCUGUAGGUUUUCACUGCAAAACCCCAUCAGACGGAAGCUCUCCAGGAGGAGGAUUGGAGUGCUUUGCUUCAGAGGUUUGACCCCGUCUCUGUCUUGACAGGUGAACCAAGCAUCUAUGGUGCUACUAACUAAACCUCCAGAAUGUACUGCAGACGUCGGCCAUCUUUCUUCUGGUAUAUAUACAUGCUCUUGUAGAGUCUUGGGUUGACUAUAAGACUUUUUUUUUUGUAUUUUAUAUUUAUCCUGAGUUGCUUUGUUUUUAUUUCCAACAUCCUAAGUGUCUGGGGAAAAAGGUUGACUGAAAAGAAGAUUAAAAAAAGGUUAACAAAGAAACACGUGCCGAUAUGGACCAUUUUUUUCUUGCGCUUGGCCCAGAUUGUCUAGCUGACUGUUUCUUGAGGGACUGGGUGUGUGCCAGAUGUGUGUCCAGUCAACCAACUGUUCCUACCUUCCUAGACUGCUUUUACAGGUCCAAUGUACAGACAGAACUGGGUUCAAUCCAGUAGGACACUAGUGGAUUUAGACCUGGUUCCAGAUAUUCACAUGUGAAAUGGAAGUACACAGUUUUUCAUUACAAACUCAUUUCAUAAUUGUCAUUCUUAGUAUCCGCGUUUAAGAUGCAUAUGGCUUUUGCGGCUCAAGGCAUGCUAUUGAAAUAUUAAUUCUAUAUUUAUUUUGUUUUGUAUGUUGGUAUUCUACAUACCAGUGGAGUUUUAUCAUGCUUCUGCCAUAUUAGGUUUGCUAAUCUGAUCGUGUACAGAACAUCAUUGACAACUGUGUCAUACGAAAUAAACAAGCAAACUUUUAAACAUUGUCUUGGUGUC
Molecule: messenger RNA, 4188 nt
Organism: Hypomesus transpacificus
Lineage: Eukaryota; Metazoa; Chordata; Actinopteri; Osmeriformes; Osmeridae
Gene: sestd1
Product: SEC14 and spectrin domains 1
Exons: 18
Coding region: 315-2525 (736 amino acids)
Source: RefSeq, a predicted model, not a curated record